Molecule: messenger RNA, 1728 nt
Organism: Lacerta agilis (Sand lizard)
Lineage: Eukaryota; Metazoa; Chordata; Lepidosauria; Squamata; Lacertidae
Exons: 4
Coding region: 656-1513 (285 amino acids)
Source: RefSeq, a predicted model, not a curated record
CAGUUCAACAGGCUCUGGAGUGCCACCCAUUAGCCACCCACAUGCUAGUUAUUUGCACUGAAUUCUUUUCACCUUCUUGUUUGUAGCCCUCUUUCUAUGCAGAUCAUGUAUCCAACUUUGUUCUGAUUUGGAAUGUCUCUAUGAUGCAACUAUCAUGUGACUUGAGUUUCUCUCUCUCUUGUUUCUGAAGAAUAGGUAGGGCUAUGAUCAAAAGCACAGUGGCUUUAAUACUCUUCUUACUCUUGAGAAGGAAACUGCUUGUUAAAGUGUUCCUUUUAAGAAUUGGGAAAGAAAAUUUCAUGGGGAUAGUUGUAGAAACUGUUUUGUUGAUACACCUGUCGAUUCAUGUUGUGCUGAAACACAAUCUUAUGGUACAUACAUAUUAUUUCCUGUUAAGUUUCUCAGCUAUAUUCAAAUGACAGGCCAGGCCAGCCCAGCCAAUAAUUGUUCUGCAUGACUAAUCUUAGAAUUCUUUUAUAGUUUUCCGUUACCAUAGAGAUCUCUAUGGGCUUUGCCCAGCCCUGCAGUGAACAUAUCCCAAGUAAUUAAACAAACAGAAACACGCUAAGGCUAAGUAUCUGUUACUCGGACCGUUGCUGCCGUCAUCAUCUUUGGAGAAAAAUCUAACAUAAUUGACAAGAAAAAACAGAAAGCUAUGAUGGACAAAAGAACAUAUGUUUGCCUUGUUGUCUCCAUCAUACUGAAGGCAGUUUCACUUCAGACUAAAGACUACAUUCCAGCGAUAAAUGCCACAUCUAGGACUGAAAGGCUGACUGUUUCCAGUACAGAAGCAGCCAACAUCACUAUAUUGCAGAAUGGAAGUGCCAGCUUGAGUACAUUUGCAACAACAGUGAAUAUUACCAACUUUCCUAUGCCUCUACAAAGCACCCAUUCUCCUAAUACAGAAACAUCGGCUAUCACUGCUGAAGCCAAAACUGAGAUGACAUUUCCAACAGAGUCAUUCUCUACUAAUUCUACACAUCACGCCACAGUUGAAGAUUUCAAUGUCACAACUUCAGCUACCACAUUAAAACCGACAGUCCAGCCUUCUAGAACUGCACCACUGAUCAGCAGCAAGGGCUACCUUUCAGUUUCAGCAAUUCAGUUUCCAGCAGAAGGAGCUGGUUUGAGCAAUUCAGAUAUCAUCCUAACCAUAUUUUUUGCCAUUGUUCUCGCACUGACAAUUCUCGGAUUCAUUAUAUAUAUUUUCAAUAAAUAUCGAAAACGAAGAGACCAAUUUUCCCAUCAUCCACUCUAUGAUGCCUCUUUUGAAACAGUGGACAGAUAUGCUACUCCAGAUGACACACUUGUAAUAUCUGGAGGCUUAUAUGAUGCACCAAGAAUUUCUAAUUCCAACAUGACAGUGUAUGACGAUGAUGAGCUUCAAAUUGAUCAGUUACCAUUUAGUGCUCAACCUGGACAAUACAGACUGGAGUUUCUGCCUGGUGAAAAAGAAGUGAACUUUUCUUCAACUUAUGAGGGAACAUUUCAGAUACCACCAGGAGGCAUAUAAUUUUUGGAACACAGGAACUCUUUUAAAGUGGCUUCAAUAAAUAUUUGAACUUCUAUCCAGCUCAAUAAAAAUAAGAAAAUAAAAUUAAUAAAGUAUAUUUAUUUGAAAACAAGGAACAUUUCCAGCAGUGGAAUACAGUUAUCUGCUACUCAGUGACAACAAAUGACGUUCAAUUUCAUUGGUAAUAUUGUGCUUAAUUAAAUAACAUGAGCCUU